Molecule: messenger RNA, 4951 nt
Organism: Centropristis striata (black sea bass)
Lineage: Eukaryota; Metazoa; Chordata; Actinopteri; Perciformes; Serranidae
Gene: mtpap
Product: mitochondrial poly(A) polymerase
Exons: 9
Coding region: 26-1729 (567 amino acids)
Cellular component (GO): mitochondrion
Molecular function (GO): poly(A) RNA polymerase activity
Source: RefSeq, a predicted model, not a curated record
CCUUUCAGCUCGUUUCUGAGUAGCAAUGGCGUCCACCUUAGCAGUGUUCAGGUUACACAUGAAGGGAAGAGGCAGCCUGGUGAAGUGCCUACGGAAGGUCCACACGUUUCUUCACAGGAGUAUCGGGACAAACGUUGCUGCGCAUGGUGAAGAACUCCGGAAAGACAAGACUGUGUCAGAAGAAAAGCGUGGAUGGAAACCUUUGCAUGCUGUCGAGGCUGAGAGACAAGAACAGGCGGACAGAUCUGUUCUCAUCAGCUUCCAAACCAGAACCGAUAAGCAAACGUUCCUCAAGUAUUUAUCCAAACAUGGACCUGUCAACAAAUACUUCUUUUAUGAAAACAAUGGGCCGUAUGCUGUGGUGGAAUUUGAAAGCAGGGAAAGUGUCGCCUCAUUACUUAAAGGGGCAGCGAUCACCAGCAUCAACGAUGAAUCCGUGGUGCCUUUUAAAUCCAGACUGCUGUCAGUGAAGGGCCUUGGCUCAUCAAACUCACCAAAGCAGCAGAAAGGCUACAACUACCAACCACUAAACCCCAUUCCCAUGAACGAGCUCCUACAGAGACUGUCCAGAGAGAACAGUAUAGACCAACAGAUGAUCUUACUGACAGAUCUCCAUCAGCUCACAGACGAGAACAGUCGACUGCGUUACCUCGUCUGCUCUCUGGUCAAGGACGUUGCUGCUGCUUAUUUCCCAGAAUGCACCAUCAAGCCAUUUGGCUCAUCAGUGAACGGCUUUGGAAAGAUGGGCUGUGACCUGGACAUGAUUCUGGACCUGGACGGCAUCACUGGGAGAAAUACAAUGAUGCCUAGGUCAGGUCUGUUCUUUGAGUACCAGAUGAAGAGUGCCUCCUCAGAGCGAGCCGUCACCCAGAACAUCUUGUCCGUCAUCGCGGCGAGUGUGGAGCAGUUUGGGGCUGGGUGUGUGGCGGUGCAGAAGAUUCUCAAAGCACGAUGCCCCCUGGUCAAAUUCACCCACCAGCCCUCUGGGUUUCAGUGUGACCUUACAGCCAACAACAGGAUGGCGCUGAAGAGCACAGAGCUGCUUUACCUGUACGGAGAGUUGGACCCACGGGUUCGUUUUCUCGUGUUCAGCGUGCGCUGUUGGGCCCGAAGUCAAAGCAUCACCAAGAGCGUCUCCGGGACCUGGAUCACCAACUUCUCCCUCACCGUCAUGGUGCUGUUCUUCCUGCAGAAGAGGAACCCUUCAAUUAUCCCCACCCUGGACCACCUCAGGGACCUUGCAGGUCCUGCGGACAAGAACGUGAUUGAGGGGAACGACUGCACGUUUGUCAGCGACAUCAGCAAGAUCCAGCUCCAGAGCAACACAGAGACUCUCGAACAACUGCUGCGUGAAUUCUUUUUGUUCUAUUCCACUUUUUCAUUCAUGAACGAAUCCAUAAAUAUCAGAAAGGGCAAGGAGCAGAACAAGCCGGAGCCAACCCCGAUGCACAUCCAGAACCCAUUCGAAACCUCUCUGAACGUCAGCAAGAACGUCAACGCUGCACAACUAGAACGCUUCGUGGCUUUGUGUCAGGAGAGUGCCUGGCUGCUGGAGCACAAAGGAACCCUCAAACCUGAACAUGUGGGAGGAAGUAUUCCACAACCUUGGGGAUUCGCUAACCUCCUCGUUCCCACACGGAACGCACAGAUCAUGAGUCGCAAAAAAAGGAGGCAAGAGGAUCAUAAUGGGAUCAUCAAAGUCUUGCUGGACUCCUUAAAGCAUUCCUAAUAGCAAACGAAAAGCUAAGACUUUUGCGAGAGCCCAGAAUUCAGCUCCAUCCUCUCACUAUCUCUAUAACUCAUGCAUUGGAGGAAACCUUCUGGUGUUGUUGUCUGGGGCCUCAAUUCAGAGGCUUCUGUAGUUUAAUUCAUCUGCUGGACUACAGUUCCAAACAUGGACACUGGGGGGUGUUAGUGGGACCUGAAUGUGCAUAUGUUUGGAAUACUGGAGUGAUUACUGUGUACUUCACUGUAGACUUGCCUACUCUGUUGUAAUUAAAGCCAAUACUGUGGAAACUUAUGCAAGUCGUUAAGACUGUAGAUUCACAGGUUGAUUUCAUUUAAAAUGUGUUGGGUCAUGAAUGUUAUGACUAAUCCCUAACAUCUGUUUACACCUCAAACAAAAUCACUAUGGAUAUAUUUUUGUAUCAAAGAUACAAUACAGAUUUAAUAAGCAAGAUUUCAUUGCAAACUGGAAACACCCAGUGUAGUUAUUAUGACGCCCCUAAACCAAAAAAGAAAAGUCAGUAAACGGACAGAAGGAUAUAACCGAAUACAUCAAAACUAUCAAUUCAAAGGACUGUACAAAAACUAUGUAAUUUAAUACUUUUCUUCAAUCUCCAAGAAAAGAAAGAGUUUAUUGGGUUUUUUUCUACCGCUAGUAACUUAUAAUUAAAGCUGUAUGUAUUUCUCUCCUGUUUAUCUGACUGACUCAUUCUAGCUUUUAGUUGUGUGACAUCAUACAAGGGCAAGGUACCUCACCGAGAAACGCUGAUCACCAGGAGUUCUUAAUUCUAGCUGAAGCAAACUGUCAUCAUAAAUCUACACUUGAGCAGGUAAAGCUAAUCAUUCAUACCACAUACAGCUGUAGCUCGGGAUUAAAUCCCUGAGUAAUAUAACCGUUUCAAAUUUUAGUUAUCAAUAAAAUAAUUUGAUUACAAUGCAAAAAACUUGGCAGUGUUUCCCCUACAUGCAUUAGACAGCGGCGCUUAUAGGGAAGUUAAUGUUAGCUAAUGUUGUCUAACCUGGGCCAGCCAACAUGGCCAACACUUAUUGUAACUCAUAACUAGAUACAGUUUAUUCUUCUGCUGUAGGACUAUGAGCGCCAAUCCUAAAAUUACACACAAUCAUAAAUACCUUGUGUCUGUGUUUGCUCUCGUUUUUCAUUAAGAGCGAGGCCGCAAACAAAAAGUAUAUAGUGCUGCUAGUUUACACUAAUAAAUACAAAACUUGGUCGUAUAUCUGUAUUUUCAGCACAUUUUAAAAAUACCAAUACUGAUAACCAUGGUAAUUUGGGUCACAAUCAUUGGUGGAAAGUAACUUAGAAAGGUAAUUUACUCAAGUACUGUACUUAAGUACAGUUUUGAGGUACUUGUACUUAACUUGAGUAUUUCCAUUCCAUGUAACUUUAUACUUCUACUUCACUACAUUUUGAGGCAAAUAUUGUACUUUUUACUCCACUACAUUUAGCUGCCAGCUUUAGUUACUUUUCAGGUCGAGAUUUAAUAUGGAAAACGUGAUAGUGAAGUGAUUAAAGUGACAUUUGUUUAAAGUAAACCUCAUAACAGUAUGUUAAGAAAGUAAUGUUAUUAUGCUUGCAUAAUGCAUCAAUAACAAUAAUCCAAUAAUUUAUUUGGAAUACAUAAAACGGUCUGAGUGGGUACCUUUUACAUAACAAGUACUUUGAUACUUUAAGAACAUUUUGAUUCUGAUACUUUUUUACUUUUACUUCAGUAAGUUUUAAAUGCAGGACCUUUACCAUAGUGGAGCCAUUUUACAGUGUGGUAUUACUACUUCUACUUAAAGGGAUCUGAAUACUUCUUCCAACACUGGUCACAAUGGUUGUGAUAUGAAAUCCUUUUCAUCUCUUAUCUGCCACUUACUGGAAUACUUAUUUAAACCAAUUACAUUUAAGAUAAUGCUAUCAAUUUCUGUGCUGCAUUAAAGGCAUGAUGUGCAGGAAUCGAGACAUUCAAACUUGGCUCCUCCUCCUCACGUCAAAACAAAUGACAGUCAAACCCAGAAUCAUGAAUCUAUUCCAAGGUUAUUAUAGUUAACGAAAACUAACAAAAUAAUGAAAACUAGAAUUGAAAAAACAUUUUUGUUAACUUAAAUAAAAAUAAAAACGAGAGUUUUUAAAAACCCGAUAACUAACAAACUGUAUUGUGUAGUUACAAAACUAACUAAAAUUAUAGGUAAAAUGUCCUUUUAUUUUCACCUUUGUCAACUCUUUGUCAUUUUCAUACGUAAACCUUUUGGUUGAUAUAAAAUCUAUUUCAUCUAUCUGGUUUUAUGACUUGGGGCUGAGAUGGAUAAGACAAAGGAAAUAAAGACAACAUUUAUUGUAACUUUAUUGAAUCUCGCACCCAACAAAUACCCCAUUACAACUAAACAAAACUAAAACUAAGCAUUUUCCAAAAAAAAACUCACUCAAACGAAUUAAAACUAACUGAAUUUCAAAAAAAAAAUUGACAACAAAAUUAAAACUAAAACUAAUGAAAAAUCCAAAACUAAUAUAACCUUGGUCUAUCCUUUGUUUCCUGCAUGGUAUACCUUUGCAGCAUGCCCAUAACAAAAAUUGUAUUAGUUUACUGGCUAAAAUGCUUAAGCCACUGUAACUGGGCUUUUUACUGUAAGGCUGUAUUAUACAUUAUUGAUAAUUUACAUAACUUGCACUGCCUGAUAUAAAUGUUUUACGAUUAACUGAGCUUCAGCUGGCUAUAGCAGCUAGUUGCAAAGGCUGGUUCUCAGUGUUCAGCUACUUGUAUUUUCUGUUAAGCUAGCUAGCCACACUCCCAAGUCUGAUGUGUGUCUGAAAUCCUUUUGUAAUGUUAAUAUAUUGUAAUGUAUUCAUUUCUAUUUUGACUUGUCUGAUAAUCUUUUACUGCCUUUUGUACAGUACAAAGAACACUUUUAACAGCAUUGUCCCAAUUGUCACAUCUGGAUUUCGCUUUUUAGCAGCAAAUGAUCUAAAACAGUGACAUAAUGGUGCUAGCGUGUGUUAAAUUUAUAUAAAAGUAGACAGCCCAUCAACUUGGUCACCCAGUUCAUUGGAACCAAAGUCAGCCAGCUUUGUGGCAAAGUCUGUUAAAUCAAUUGACCUCUCUGAAAACCCACUGGUGAUAUGUCUUCAAAUAUGUUUAAAAAAACUAAAAAAAAAGAAGUUUCCAGCAUACAGUACCCACUAAUAAAGAUGCACAUUGUGGCUGAAACACCAUAAAGGUAAUUCACA